This is a messenger RNA of Pseudopodoces humilis (Tibetan ground-tit), 3516 nucleotides long. RefSeq names its product transient receptor potential cation channel subfamily M member 5 (gene TRPM5). Gene Ontology annotation, molecular function: ligand-gated calcium channel activity; calcium-activated cation channel activity. Gene Ontology annotation, biological process: calcium ion transmembrane transport. Gene Ontology annotation, cellular component: plasma membrane. Lineage: Eukaryota; Metazoa; Chordata; Aves; Passeriformes; Paridae. The record is from RefSeq and is a predicted model, not a curated record.
AUGGAGGAAAUGGAAACCAAGCUCUGCAGCAGUGACAAAGAGGAAGCUUUUAAAAGAGAAUUACCAUACUGCACAGGAGAAAUAGACUUCACAGCUUCUGGGAAGAAACAUGGACAGUUUAUGAAGGUCCAGAGUACCAUUCACCCUGGAAUUAUAUUUGAAGUUAUGCUCAACAAAUGGAAGCUACCUGCUCCCAAUUUGGUUAUCUCUUUAGUAGGGGGAGAAGAAAAUUUUCAGAUGAAGCCUUGGCUACGGGACACCUUAAAGAAAGGAUUUAUAAAGGCAGCUGAAAGCACAGGUGCCUGGAUUUUCACCAGUGCAUUGCGUGUAGGAGUAACAAGAUACUUAGUGCAAGCAGUCCGAGAUCUUGCCCUGGCUAGUACCUCAUCCACACUAAGCGUGGUUGCCAUAGGAAUAACUUCACUCAGGAAAAUCCAGCACAGUGAAAUUCUGGAUAACACGAAGAGUGAAAGUCUUGUACACUACCACUCAGACGACAACAUCCAAGGCCCACCCUAUUCCCUGGAUCACAACCACUCCCAUUUUAUUCUGGUGGACCACACCACACCAGACGAGCCGGAUGGAACCACCAAGCUCCUCUUCACCUUGGAAAAGUACAUCUCGGAGCAGCGCACGGGAUAUGGGGGAACAGGUAGCAUCGAGAUCCCUGUGCUUUGCUUGCUGGUAAAUGGAGGACCAGGCACACUUGAGAGAAUUUGCAGUGGGUUGGAAAAUUCUGCUCCCUGGCUUAUCUUAGCAGGGUCUGGAGGUACAGCUGACAUCUUAGCUGCAUUCAUGAAUGACCCACAGCUUCUCAUGCCAGAAGCUGUUGAAAAGCAAUUUAAGGAGAAAUUCCCGGCAGAGAGCUUCUCGUGGAAGGACAUUCUCCAGUGGACAGUGACAAUUCAGAACAUUAUUUCACACCAGAAUCUUCUAACUCUGCACAACUUUGAGCAAGAUGGUUCAGAAGAGCUAGACACAGUCAUUCUAAAAGCUUUAGUAAAAGCCUGUAAAAGUCAGAGCCAGGAGGCUAAGGAAUAUCUGGAUGAACUGAAACUGGCAGUGGCCUGGAAUAGGGUUGACAUUGCUAAAAGCGAAAUAUUCAAUGGGGACGUGGAGUGGAAGUCCUGUGACCUGGAAGAAGUGAUGAUGGAUGCUCUGGUCAACAACAAACCAGAAUUCGUAAAGUUAUUUAUUGACAAUGGGGCUAACAUAUAUGAAUUCCUGACCUACAGUCGUCUACAGAGACUCUACUGUUCCAUUUCUCAGAAAUGUCUCCUCUAUGAGCUUCUUCUGAAGAAACAUGAAGAAAGCAAACUGACCUUGGCAGGGCUGACUGGUCAGCAGCAAAAUGAGCAGAAGGAGAUGUGCCCCCUCUUCACUCUCAGUGAGGUCUCUAGAGUUCUCAAGGAUUUUCUUCAUGAUGCAUGCAAAGGUUUCUAUCAAGACCUCAGACAUGGAGGCAAGAAGAAGGCUGACAAAACGAACACAAAGCGAUUACCUGGGCCCUUGGACAUGAACCAGAAAAGCGAAAAUCCUUGGAGGGAUUUGUUUAUAUGGGCAGUACUUCAAAACCGGCACAAGAUGGCAAACUAUUUCUGGGCUAUGGGUCAGGAGGGUGUAGCUUCAGCUCUGGCAGCCUGCAAGAUCCUCAAAGAGAUGUCCCGCCUGGAGACAGAGACCAAAGCAGCCUCUAUAAUGAAAGAGGCCAAGUAUGAGCAGCUCGCUGUUGAACUAUUUAGUGAAUGCUACCACAACAGUGAGGAGAGAGCGUUUGCACUGUUGGUGAGGAAAAAUCAGUACUGGAGUAAAACCACAUGCCUUCAGCUGGCCACAGAAGCAGACACAAAGUCUUUCUUUGCACAUGACGGUGUCCAGGCCUUCCUGACAAAAAUAUGGUGGGGAGACAUGUCUACAAGCACACAGAUCCUCAAGUUAAUCUGUGCAUUCUGGUGUCCUUUCCUAAUCUACACAAAUUUAAUAUCAUUCAGUGAGGAAAAACAAUCAAAGGAUGAGCCAGAGCCAUUUAGAGAGCUGGACAGUUUGGAUUCAGAGAGGACUCUGUUUUUCUCCAAGGAAGAAGAUAGAGGAAAUGACACACUGGAAAAACAGAACCCUUCUGCAAACACAGCAUGGGCAACAUUCAUGUCUACCCGGUGGAGAAAAUUCUGGAGUGCCCCUGUAACUGUGUUUAUGGGGAAUGUUAUAAUGUAUUUUGCUUUUCUCUUUCUAUUUACUUAUGUCCUUUUACUGGACUUUAAACCACCUCCGCCUCAGGGUCCAUCUGUUAAAGAAAUUGUACUCUACUUCUGGGUGUUUACCCUUGUCUUGGAAGAGAUCCGACAGAGUUUCUAUACAGAUGAAGACACAAACUUAAUGAAAAAAUUUAAACUGUACGUGGAGGAUAACUGGAAUAAAUGUGAUAUGGUGACCAUCUUUCUCUUCAUAAUUGGGGUAACCUGCAGGAUGCUGAACUCAACUUUUCAAGCUGGUCGUACAAUACUUGCCAUUGAUUUUAUGGUGUUUACACUUAGACUUAUCCAUAUUUUUGCAAUUCACAAACAACUUGGACCAAAGAUCAUAAUCGUGGAAAGGAUGAUGAAGGAUGUUUUCUUCUUUCUAUUUUUCUUGAGUGUGUGGCUCAUUGCCUACGGUGUGACAACUCAAGCUCUGCUUCAUCCUGAUGACAGCCGAGUGGAAUGGAUAUUCAGAAGGGUUCUUUAUCGUCCCUACCUUCAAAUAUUUGGCCAGAUUCCACUGGAUGAAAUAGACACAUCACGAACAUAUCCCAGGAACUGCACGUUUAACCCACUGCAGACUUUGCAGAACACGCCAUCCUGCCCUAACAGCUACGCCAACUGGCUCGUCAUACUCCUGCUGGUCAUCUUCCUACUUGUCACAAAUGUCCUCCUUAUGAACCUCCUGAUUGCUAUGUUCAGUUACACUUUUCAAGUUGUCCAGGGCAAUACAGACAUCUUCUGGAAAGUACAGCGCUACAACCUGAUUGUGGAAUACCAUGGCCGGCCUGCCUUAGCACCACCAUUUAUCAUUAUCAACCACAUUACUCUGGUUCUCAGAAGACUCUUCAACAAAAUGGAACACAAGAGAAAGCACCUGGAAAGAGAUCUUCCACUGGGCCUCGAUCAAAAAAUCAUGACAUGGGAGCUGGUGCAAAAAGAACAUUAUCUUGUAAACCUCGAGCAAGAAAAGAAAGAAAGCAAUGAAGAAAGGCUGAAGGCCACAUCUAAUAAGGUGGAUAACUUGUCUAAAUAUUUUAGUGGGUUGAAAGAACAAGAAAAACGAUUUAAAGUUCUGGAAGCUCAGAUUUGCUACUGUACGGCUGUUAUCUCCUCCAUGGCAGAGGUUUUAACCAAAACCAACCUCUUGUGCACUCCACCAGCUCCAAACUAUACAGGCGCGAAGAGAGCCAACACAGAAGCCCCUUUGCCGCAAAGAAGUGAAAGAGAAGAGCGUGCAGAUCAGUUUGAGACUGACAUCGAAUACAUUGAUAAUUAA